Molecule: messenger RNA, 746 nt
Organism: Racocetra fulgida
Lineage: Eukaryota; Fungi; Glomeromycota; Glomeromycetes; Diversisporales; Gigasporaceae
Source: the annotation of a GenBank genome assembly
AGAGUUAAUGCGUCUAAAACAGGAAGAGCCCGGUUGGUAUGUUGAUGCAAAGUUCGAAGGAAGUGAUAAUCAUCUUGCAGGACUUAUUUGGUUACAUCCUAAACAAAUUGAGAUUUGGAGUCAUUUUCAUGAUGUUAUUUUAUUCGACACGACUUGUAAAACCAAUCGGUUCAAUAUGAUUAUGUGUGUCGUAGUUUGCGUAAACAAUCAUAAUCGGUCUUGUCUCACUGCAACAGCUUUAAUUUUAGAUGAACAAAAAAUAACAUUUGAAUGGAUUCUACAAGGUUUACUUAAUGCAACAGGUGGAUUAGCACCUAAAGCACGCAAUAAUACCACGGAAACUACUUUUGAAAAAAAGUGGAAAGAAAUCUUAGAUAAUUACUCUGAAGCACAAUACUACUUGGAACAUCAGCUUUAUCCUCACCAGGAAGCGUGGGUUCUUGCCUUUACGCAUCGUUUUUUCAAUUGUGGUAUACAGUCAACACAAAGAGUUGAAGUUUAUAAUGCUAUUCUUAAGAAAUUAUUAAAUGGAACAAGGUCAUUAAUGGAAGUCUCUGAAUUUGUAAGACUUAAUGAAACAGCUUGUGAAUUACCACGCAUCAUGCUUGCAUCAUAUCGGGACCAUUAUUUUAUGGCAAUUGACAAAGUUUGUGAAAGAUUUCUUACACCAGCUAUACUAAAACUUCAACGUUAUCAAAUGACCAAUGUGUACACUACUGACCUUAUUGGACAAAUCUGGAGGCUGA